ACAUAGUCUGGAGAACGACAAACAUUAAAGAGGGAAAUCAGGAAGCUCGAGGUGGAAGAAAUGAGUCUAAAAAAAACACGUGUGUGGCAUCGGGUUAGAGAGUCUCUUCCAUUAUAUGACAGACACUGUGCUGAUUGAAAGAAUGACUGGUCAGCUGUAAUGGCAGGGGGAGGGGCAGCGGGCGUCGACCUCAGCAGGAAGUUUGUGUCGGAAACAGAGCUUGACGAGAAGAGGAAGAAGAGACAGGAGGAAUGGGAGAAAGUCCGAAAGCCUGAAGACCCGGAGGAGGCCCCGGAGGAGGAGUACGACGCGCGCUCCCUUUUCGAGCGACUGCAGGAGCAGAAAGACAAGAAGCAGGAGGAGUUUGAGGAGCAAUUCAAAUUCAAGAACAUGGUGAGGGGAUUGGACGACGACGAGACCAGCUUCCUGGACGAGGUCUCCCGGCAACAGAGCCUGGUGGAGAAGCAGCGCAGGGAUGAGGAGAAGAAGGAACUGUUGGAAUACAGAAGCGCUGUAGCGAAGCAUGCGUCUGCUGACAGCCGCCCUGAGCCGGAAAAGAAGACAGCGCCUAAACACUCAGGGACGGAGCAAAGGACCAGCCACCUGUCUCAGGCUCAUUUAUUGGCUGGAGCUGUCAAGAGACGCAGCUCGUCCCAGUCUUCAGACAGCAGUAAGAAACAGAAGGUGGAAAUCACAAAGGCGACGACAGGAAAUGAAGACAGACACACAGAGCAGGAGGGAGGAGCAGGAGGAAGAGCAAGGGGGGCUGAAAACCAACAAACAGUCCUCACGGCGAAGACCCCCGCGGCUCCCCUGAACUCCAGUCAAGGCGUGUUGCACUUGCCGUCGGCGGCCGUGUGCGUCGGAGUUUUACCGGGACUCUGGGCUUAUUCCGGCAGCAGCGACUCUGACAGCAGCUCGGACAGCGAAGUUUAAGCCGAGCAACCAAUCCCGCACUGCCUACCCCGACGACAUCCCGCCCCCCUCCCUACAUCCCCCCUCCCAACCCAAGCCACAGCGACUGCAAGCUGUGCUUUUGGCUGAGGGAACAGUGAUUGACAGCUGUGGAGCGAGGAAGAGACUGCUUUAGACUGUGUCACAUGAUUCACACCUUUUUUUUAGUUAUGAGCAGCAGAGGAGAUCAGAGAGAGAGAGCCGAGGCGGGACAAACGCUUCUCACUCUCCUCGGGUUAAAUGCAAAAUCUGACUUAUUACAAACAAUAAUAUUGUGUGUGAUGUAAUGUGUAGUUUGUUUCUAAGUCACAUCAUUCAAAGAUGCUGGACUGUUUUGCUGCUGUUUCAGGCGUUGGAGCUUUGUUUUGUUGGUCAAAGUCUGAGCAAAGAAAUAAAGAGCUUUCCCUUU
This is a messenger RNA of Scomber scombrus (Atlantic mackerel), 1363 nucleotides long. It is a transcript of the gene psme3ip1, whose product is annotated as proteasome activator subunit 3 interacting protein 1. NCBI's taxonomy places the organism in Eukaryota, Metazoa, Chordata, Actinopteri, Scombriformes, Scombridae. Bases 160 to 936 code for a protein of 258 amino acids. The record is from RefSeq and is a predicted model, not a curated record. Gene Ontology annotation, cellular component: nucleus. The transcript is spliced from 8 exons.